CAAUUUUAGACAUUUCCUGAUUUCAAAAUAUUGUAUAAUAUCUUCUUUUCUCUUGAGUUUAAAUGAAAAUGAAAAAUAUUAAUCUCUUUCGCUUUGGAGUAGUGUAUACAUUUUUCUCCGUGUUUUCACUUAUUUCAUGUGUACCAACUUGCCCACCAUACACGAUCAACGUCGGCAUCAAUUCUACAGCAGGUACGACUUUAAAGACGAUAGCGUGUAAUACACUAACCGGGACUGUAGCGUAUUCCAUCGACACAAGUUCAGAUGGUUAUUCAUACUUUGCAAUUGAUUCAUCCUCUGGGAUUCUGUCACUAGCAAAUUUGUUGGACGUAGAAUAUGGACCAAGAACAUGGACAGUAAAUGUUAUGGCAACGGACGAUACCGGAACAACUACAACAGUAGUGACGGUAAAUACUUAUAUAUCAACUACGACGACGACAUCAACACAGCCUCCGCCGGGAUAUGACUGGUUUGACGAGGCACAUAAUAAAUACCUAUUCUGGUCUGUUAUGGGUUUCGCAGCGGCUAUGACAG
Ruditapes philippinarum (Manila clam) is the source of this 534-nucleotide messenger RNA. RefSeq lists its product as uncharacterized. The transcript is spliced from 4 exons. Gene Ontology annotation, cellular component: membrane. Gene Ontology annotation, biological process: homophilic cell-cell adhesion. The annotation marks the transcript as partial. Gene Ontology annotation, molecular function: calcium ion binding. The record is from RefSeq and is a predicted model, not a curated record. NCBI's taxonomy places the organism in Eukaryota, Metazoa, Mollusca, Bivalvia, Venerida, Veneridae.